Rotaria sp. Silwood2 is the source of this 324-nucleotide messenger RNA. The record is from the annotation of a GenBank genome assembly. NCBI's taxonomy places the organism in Eukaryota, Metazoa, Rotifera, Eurotatoria, Philodinida, Philodinidae.
AUGUUUUUAUAUAUUAAAUGUUUUUGUAUAUCGCCUGAACAAUGGUUAUUAUUGUUAUAUGGUGAUACACCACAUGAUUUAUCCAUGCAAAUAAUUAUCGAUAAUUUAUCAACACCAGAUUUAUUUUCUCAAGCAAUUAAACAAUUUGCAAAUGUUUUACGACAUGCUGAAGCUUCAUCUCGACAUUUAUUAGAUUUAGAAAGGGAUUUUAAACGUUUAUCAAAAAUUGCUAAUGAUAGUCAAGAAUAUUAUUUGAAUCUGUCUAUAUUUACACAACUAUUACACUCUAUUAGAGUACUUUUAACAGCUUUAAUUAACUUUUAA